CAGAUCUGGAUCAGGACUCUGUGUGAGGUAAACUCUGGGCUGGAUCGGAUCUGGAUCAGGACUGAGGGGAAACUGAUCCGACUCAAAACAAGGAAGCUAAUGGGCCGGACGGAGGCUAAUGCUAAUGCAAGCGCGGCUGCCUGAGGCGCAGCUCCUCUGCUAACAGCAGGUUAGUUGUUUAUUGUAUUAUUUUGUGGUGAUAUUGUUGGAGGCGGUGCAGCGAUGUCGUCGCGGGUGUUGCUGCGGCAGCAGCUGAUGCGGGAGCAGGCUCAGGAGCAGGAGAGGCGGGAGGCGCAGCAGCAGUCGACUCAGCUCCGCCCCCCUGACUCCACCCCUGCCAUCUCCGUCACCGUCCCACCCACAGCCGCCCGCCCCCCACCUGCACAAGUACCUGUGGAGGUACUGAAGGUGCAAACUCAUCUAGAGAACCCGACCAAGUACCAUAUCCAGCAGGCUCAGCGGCAGCAGGUGAAGCAGUACCUGUCCACAACACUGGGCACUAAGGUCGCCUCUCAGACACUGUCUGUAUCUCCGCUGCCCCAGUCCAGCUCUGCCCCGGAGGCGGCGCCGUCUGCCUGCAGCGCCCCCAACAGCCCCAUGGCCAUGCUCAACCUCGGCUCCAACAAAGAGGAGAUUGAUGACGUAAUCGAUGACAUCAUUAGCCUUGAAUCCAGCUUCAACGAUGAUAUCAUGUCAUUUAUAGACUCUGGCUUACAGCUGCCAAACACACUCCCGGGGAAUCUUCUAGAUGUCUACACCAGUCCCGGAAUGACGACUCCCACCAUCACUGUGAGCAACUCGUGCCCCGCAGAUCUGCCCAAAAUCAAAACCGAGUUAACUGAUGUGGAGGCCAAGGCCCUGAUGAAAGAGAGACAGAAGAAAGACAACCAUAAUCUCAUUGAAAGGAGGAGGAGGUUUAAUAUUAAUGACCGGAUUAAGGAGCUGGGAGCACUCAUACCUAAAUCUGUCGACCCGGAGAUGCGCUGGAAUAAAGGAACGAUUCUGAAGGCGUCUGUGGAUUAUAUCAGAAAACUGCAGAAGGAGCAGCAGAGAGCUAAAGAGGUGGACAUGAAGCAGAAGAAACUGGAGCACGCCAACCAAAGCCUGCUGUUACGCAUUCAGGAGUUGGAGAUGCAGGCUCGUCUGCACGGCCUGUCCUCCAAUCUGUCCUCCUCCGGAGUCGGGGCGGACGCCCAGUUCCUCCAGCAGCAGCAGCAGCAGCAGAGACCCCAGGCCAGCGGGGGGGAACCUCUCACACACCUGGGUCUGGAUGGAGGUGUGGGUCCAGCGUCCUCCUUCCUGUCCCCGCCCCCCUCCGCCUCCCCCGGCCUGGGCCUGGCCGCUCCGCUGGACCUCGGCUCUCUGAGCUUCUCUGAGCUGGAUGAUCCGGCGGGAUCCGGCCUGUACCCGGACGUGAGUCUCGGAGACAUGCUAAUGGAGGAGUGCGCUCUGUCCCCCGAACAUCUGCUCAGCUCAAACUCUCCAGGAGCUUCUAAAAGCAGCAGCCGCCGCAGCAGCCUCGACAUGGACGAGGACUUGUGACGACGUGUCCAGCAGAGGUGUUCCACUUAUUUAAAUGUCAUUUUAGCCGAUUUUAGCUGUUUUUACCCGGUUUUACCUAUUUAUACACAAAACACAGCAAGGUCUUUGGGUGGUGGAAAUGUGUGUAUUGCUAUAAAUGGAGUACAAAAAAUAUAAGUAUAUAGACCAUGAAUCUACCACGACCAUGCUUUAGACUUUCAUAUGUGUGUGAGUUAUUUUCAGAAGACAGUAAAUCUAUACUGAUAUAUACGCUCUACACUGACUACUCUAAAUUUUCAGAAGGUUUCAUUUCUAAAGUUAUUUCCCAUGAAAAGAUAUAAUAGAAUAUGGCAAAUACUUGUUAGUUUAUUUCAGUUUAUAUAAAUUCUUGAAUAUUCUAAAAAAAAAAAAAAUAUAUAUAUAUAUAUAUAUAUAAUGAAAAAUAAUAAAUAAAUAUACAUAAUGAAACCACUUUUUGGAAACACACUCCACCUCUCUGUAUGUUUGUUGGUGAGCUUUACUCACUAAUCACACACAAUGAGCCUUUAUAGCACUAUUACCAUUUCCACUACUUAAUGAUCUCAGUAAAUAUAUUAGUGUUGGAACUAGUUAAGUGUAGAUAUGGGGAUUUUAUCUGAUGUAGAUCUGAUCCUGAAGCAGACGGGGAGCUCCACGGUGCUGACUGGUCUGUUAAUGUGUUUAAAUGCUGCCUUUAAGUCCUGUUAGGAAAUUCCUGUUUAAGAGUUUGGGGGUCGUAAUUUUUGAUUUGUGGUCGGGUGGAAACGGACGCCAUUAGAAAAAUCCUUUUGUUUAUACUUUUAGUCUAUUAUCAUAAAAAACAGGAGAUUAAUUUCACCUUACUCCCAAAGAAUAAAGUAAAUAAAACUCGCAUUAUAGGUAAAUGGGUGUUUUUAUCCCAUUAGAAACGUGAAUCAUACUAGACUUACGUUUUUUUACGUAUUGCUGGUGAUUUUAUCCAUUAGCUAAAAAACUGUCUGUAAACGCGAACUGUCUGCAUUAAUUUAUUCAAUUUAUUUAUCAAUAAUAAUAUUAUACUAUCAACGAGUUAGUGGCGUUCAUGUGCUCUUAUCUCAUUAAUACCAUAUUUCCAACACGACUUGAAGGCAGCUUAUUUAUCCAAACUCUUUCUAAACGUUUGUUCUUUUAUUUUAUUUAAACUGUGGAAAGUUUACACAGCUCUCCAGAAAACUCUUGUAGUUUGUGUUUAGAGUAAAUUCCAGAUAAUCCUGAUACAUUAAAUUACAAUACAUUUACCACCAUUUACUUUAUAAUUACACAUAAAUACAAAAUAACUGCAGCAUUCAUCUAACAAUCUAACAGUGUGAUUAUUCACACAGUAAAUUCAUUACUAAAUUAAUAUUUUUUAUUAAUUUUCCUCUGAAAAGCUGCUGUGUUUGGCAGUGCUGUGUAAAUGGUGUCGUUUGUUACAGCAGCAGCUAUAAUACAGUAAUGUGUGUGGGAUGGUGAUGAUGAUUUGAGUGUGAAAUGAAUAAAAUAGAUCAGUGGUUCUCAAACAUUUCAGAUCAUGAACCAAAAUCA
Astyanax mexicanus (Mexican tetra) is the source of this 3081-nucleotide messenger RNA. RefSeq names its product transcription factor binding to IGHM enhancer 3b (gene tfe3b). Gene Ontology annotation, molecular function: RNA polymerase II cis-regulatory region sequence-specific DNA binding; DNA-binding transcription factor activity, RNA polymerase II-specific; protein dimerization activity. Bases 223 to 1542 code for a protein of 439 amino acids. Gene Ontology annotation, biological process: regulation of transcription by RNA polymerase II. NCBI's taxonomy places the organism in Eukaryota, Metazoa, Chordata, Actinopteri, Characiformes, Acestrorhamphidae. The record is from RefSeq and is a predicted model, not a curated record. The transcript is spliced from 9 exons. Gene Ontology annotation, cellular component: nucleus.